Bursaphelenchus okinawaensis is the source of this 4233-nucleotide messenger RNA. The record is from the annotation of a GenBank genome assembly. Lineage: Eukaryota; Metazoa; Nematoda; Chromadorea; Rhabditida; Aphelenchoididae.
AUGAGUGUUUGUACCAAUCGUUGGGGCUUUAAUCUUGAUAAAAGAAAGACUUCAACGUUAAUUUUGGUAGCAGUUUUGGUUCACACAUGUACGGCUAGUAUCACAGAAAAGGAUGUGAGUUAUAUUUCAAUUUUUUACACUAUACUUAUCUUAAUAAAAGCCUACCUUUACCUAAAACAAUCUGAAAGGCAAUUUCCUUUUCGCCCUUUUUAGAAUGACAUUUCAUAUUUUAUCGUUUUAGGUAAUAGACAAGUCCAAGCAAUCAGAAGAAACGACGUUAAAUUCAAAAGAUUUCGAAAACGCACCAUCAAAAGAAGAAGAUCUCAAAAGGAUAGGCAUAAAAGUACCAGAUGACCCAACUAUGGGCUCUAAAAACGAAGGAGACAUAUUGAUGCCAAAACUCAAAGAAAAAGUGUUUUUGGACGAAAGGACUGGGCUUGGAAGGAAUGCUAUUAGGCAGUCUUAUAGGUAGGUCAUGGGGUAGGGUAGGGUAGGUAGGGUAGAGUAGGGUAGGGUAGGGUAGGGUAGGGUAGGGUAGGUAGGGUAGGGUAGGGUAGGGUAGGGUAGGAUAGGGAUAGGGUAGGGUAGGGUAGGGUAGGGUAGGGUAGGGUAGGGUAGGGUAGGGUAGGGUAGGGUAGGGUAGGGUAGGGUAGGGUAGGGUAGGGUAGGGUAGGGUAGGGUAGGGUAGGGUAGGGUAGGGUAGGGUAGGGUAGGGUAGGGUAGGGUAGGGUAGGGUAGGGUAGGGUAGGGUAGGGUAGGGUAGGGUAGUAGGGUAUGGUAGAAUAAAAAUCACCCUUCCUCCAUGAUUCAAUUGUCUAUAUAUUACGCCUAUUACAGAAAAUGGCCCAACAACGAGAUUCCCUACACCCUCAGCACCCAGUACGGCUCGUACUCGCGGUCCGUCAUCGCGAAAGCAAUGAACGAGUAUCAUACCAAAACAUGUGUCAAAUUUGUUCCUCGCGACACGAAAAAACAUCGCGAUUAUGUAUACAUUCACCCCGACGACGGGUGUUAUUCGUUAGUGGGUCGAGUUGGUGGUAGGCAACCGUUGAGCUUGGACUCGGGUUGUAUUCAAACUGGCACUAUUGUACAUGAACUGAUGCAUACUGUGGGGUUCUUUCAUGAACAGUCCAGGUAGGGUAAUAUAAAUUUAUGGUUUUCAUAAAAAGAAAAGACAAAUUUUCCACUACUAAGUAAACGAAAUUUCAACUUUUUAGUUAUUUUUGUGUUUCUAAUUUUAAGUGAACAAAAUGUCAAAAUUUUGAGUUUUUUCAAUAUCAAGUGAACAAAAUGUCAAUUUUUCGCAAUUUUUAUUUUUUCCAAUACCAAGUUAACAUAAUGUAACUUUAAAACAUUUUAAGACAUUUAUAUAAUUAAUUCAGAUACGACCGUGACCAAUUCAUAGAAAUAGUCUGGCCAAAUGUCAUAAACGGUGCCGAUGACCAAUUUGAAAAGUAUGGCACAAAUGUAAUCGACCAGUUCAACGAACCCUAUGACUACUCCUCAAUCAUGCACUACGGACCAUACGCCUUUAGUGCCAAUGGAAAACGUACCAUUUUGGCGCGACGCAAUGGUGCCAAUAAAAUGGGACAACGAGUACAGUUUAGUGAAAUAGACCUGAGGAAAAUCAACCGGUUGUAUCAAUGCGAUUCGCAGAGUAUGAUCAAGAAACCGCCUCGACCGCAGCUGCCAGUCCAGGUAAACGGGCUUAUUAGUCGAUUGGGCUUGACUAAAAUCAGCAAGCCCGAGGUGAAGCGACGGCCGUUACAGCCGUUUGGAGGAGGGCGGUUCGGGCUUUGGAAUGGAUAAAUGUGCUUAUUAACACUUGUGCUUACUAACACCGCUUGUCUAUUAUUCAUUUCUUUAGCAACUAUUGAUCUUUGAACUACAAAGUUUGAUUUUUCGGCUAAAAUUUUAAUUUUUUUGAAGAAAUUUUAGUUUGAGGUUUGUUUUUAAAGUUUAAGAAUUGGAAAAAAUUCAUUACUUAGGCAAUAAAUGAGACCGAAGGAAAACACGCUAAGCCUUUUUAAUUUUUUUUUGCUUUAGAAUUUUUUUUGUAAUUUUCUGAAAAAAUUGAUUUUUUGUAUUUUUUCAAGUUAAAACGGAUCUUUCACCUCCCCAACGAGUAUUGCAAUAUAUUAUUGUAACCAUUGUGUUUCACCGUGCAAUUUGUCUUUCAAAGUCUUUAUCAAACCCCAUUUUUGUAUAUAAUGUUAGAUUGAAACUUAAUUUAUUCGUUUGUCUUGUUGGUAGCUACUUUAAUUUGUGUAAUUAAAUUAUUUUAAAAAAUGUUGGCUUUUUAUCGCUUUUUUAACAAAAUGUCAAAAGAUUUAUCGGCUUUUCAGUUUUUUUGUUUUGUCGUGACAAAAUCUGCUAUUUAAUAUGUAAUACUAACAAGUUUUCUGUUGUAAAGAAUUGCAUAAGUAAAUGGGUUACUUUCCUUCAUUUUUCUCAAAACACCUUGUAGUUAUCAAAUGCAAAAUAACUUAAUUCUUAAGUUUUUUCAUUUCUACUCAACUCACACAAACCGCACUUUUCAGGUCUCCACUACCACUAUCACACCUAUCACUAUUUCCACUACCACUAUAUCUGAAAUAUCAACUGCCGCUCCUACUAUCACACUUUCUGUUAAGCCUACACCUACAAGUGUAAAAAAGCAGCCAUCUGUAACCGAACUGUCACAUAAUACUGAAACCCUAAUAACUGAAAGAAAUAAUAAUUUGUCAAAAAAAGAUGACAAAUCAGAAACGAACACUCAAGUACCAAUAACAGUAUCACACCCUAAAUCACGGCAAUUUAUGUUGUUUCGUGUGCCACGAAGGUUCAGAAAGUAUAACUUCUUUUUUUUUAUUUUGUUCAAAUCUUGCCCCUAGUUUUUACGUUCUAAAAUUUAGUUUUUUCUCUACAAGAUUAUCACAAGGAAAAAACUGUUUGUAUUAUAUUACAAAAAACGAUAAAGUACUGUCAAACUAACAAAAUUAAAAAAAAAUCUUGCAGGAAGUCGGUCACUUUGUCAUCCAACCAAACGGACGCGGCUUCACGAUUCACGGCGGUUGGAGCCAAAACAAAGGCUCCGCAUUUGGUACGACCGCGUCAAUCACAACAACAACUACCGCUGAGCCGGCGACCUCAACCGAUACAACAACAGAACUUACAACCACAAGUAAAAAUUUUGCUUUGUAGACCAUUUAAAAACUGCUAUUUUAGAGCAAACCUCAGCCGAAGAUGCGUCCUCCGCCGAGUCCAGUCAAGAGACCGCACGAGAGUGCGUCGACAAAAAUUGGCGAUGCGCCUUCUGGUCAAUGUCGGUGUUUGGCUACUGCGAUAAGUACGCUGAAGUCCGCGAUCAGAUUUGCCCGUUCUCGUGUCGGACGUGUACGCCGCAUCGCUCAGCCCAGACUGUCGGUACGUGAAGUUGCUUGAUAAUUAUUUUUAAAGCUAUUAUAAAGCUAGUGUACCAAAAAACAAUUUGAAAUAAAAUAAUUUUAACAAAUUUUUGUAAAUUUUAUUUUUUUAAUUUAAGACUGUGUCGACAAAAGCGCGGCGUGCUCCAGAAUCCAUCAAACGUCCUGUGAAUCGCCGCUUACGCAACUCCUCUGCCCACGCGUCUGCGGUGCCUGCUCGGACACAACCUUUCCAGCAGACUUCAACAUCGACCCCGCUCACCAAAAGCCGACUUUUUUCCCACCGCCGAUCUUCGCGCAACUCGCAUCGAGUCAGCAGAUUGGUGGCCCAGAAGUCGGCCUUAAUCCAACCGAAGCCAUCAACCCAGCGUCCCCUUUUAAUCCACAAACAGGCCAUACCUUCGGGCACCAAUUCAACAGACCACAAAAUCAGUUUGAAAACCAACCAGUCAAUCCACGAUUUGAAAAUAGACCUGCCCACAUCUCCCCAAAUGAUCAGCCAAUCUUCCCGAUUAAUUCACAGGAGCCAGAGAUUGACCUCGGUUCAGCCCUUGCCUUCAGAACACGGCACAGGGCAGAAGGCCGAAAUGUUAACCCAAAUCAACAAAAGGCCAAUUCCAAUAACAAAGAUGAUAAUUCAAAGACAAAAAGUCAAGAAUCCAACAUCAGCGGCUCCCAAGCGCCUAAUGAAAAUCCUGACAUCACCUUCAAGCUCGACCGCAACGUCCUCUGCUUCGACGUCUCCGAAGCAGAGAUCUGCGCCCACGUCGCAGAGGUGCAGUUGUGCGCCGUCCGGCUGGACUGCGCACGGACGUGCGGGCUCUGCUGA